Messenger RNA from Lathyrus oleraceus (garden pea), 549 nucleotides. RefSeq lists its product as uncharacterized. The transcript has a single exon. NCBI's taxonomy places the organism in Eukaryota, Viridiplantae, Streptophyta, Magnoliopsida, Fabales, Fabaceae. The record is from RefSeq and is a predicted model, not a curated record. The coding region runs from base 1 to 549 and encodes 182 amino acids.
AUGGAGGAAGAUGGAUUCUUAGAAGUGGAUUUAGAAAUCAAGGAAACCAAGAACCAAGAUGAAGAAGUAGUACUGCUACAUGUCAAGGAGAAAGAAAAGGUUCCUAAACCAGUCAUCAAAAUCCCUUACCCUACGAGACAGAAGAAGAAAGAUCAACAUGAAAAACUUUUUAAAAGGUUCUUGGAAAUGUUCAAAAAGCUUGAAAUAAAUAUUCCAUUUUCUGAGGGGCUAGAACAAAUGCCAAUAUAUGCCAAGUUCAUGAAAGACAUCAUCUCCAAAAAGCAUUCCACUGAUAUAGACCCGAUCAUCCUGACUAAAACAUGUAGUGUCAUUCUUAAAGGAAGGAAAAUCCUAGUGAAAAAUAAAGAUAGGGGGUCGGAUACUAUUCCUUGCACUAUUGGUGAUAGAAAAUUCAAGAAGGAUCUGAUUGACUUGGGAGCAAGUGUGAGUUUGAUGCCACUAUCCAUCUACAAGAAAUUAGGCAUUGGCACCGUUCAAGAUACUUGGAUGAUGCUUCAGUUUGUUGAUCACUCUGUUAGGAGACCAUAG